Microplitis demolitor is the source of this 2511-nucleotide messenger RNA. RefSeq names its product actin, clone 403-like. NCBI's taxonomy places the organism in Eukaryota, Metazoa, Arthropoda, Insecta, Hymenoptera, Braconidae. The record is from RefSeq and is a predicted model, not a curated record. The transcript is spliced from 4 exons. Gene Ontology annotation, biological process: mitotic cytokinesis. Bases 135 to 1265 code for a protein of 376 amino acids.
CGUACACCAUCGCGGUUCGUUCAUUCUGUUGAUAAUUCUAGUCAAUUAAUUCAGCGAUUAUUUUUAAAAAGUAAUAAAUACAAAAAUCUAUCAGUUUGUGUUGUUGUUGAGUGUUAAUUAAUAAAUAAUUCAAGAUGUGUGACGAUGAUGUGGCCGCUCUUGUUGUUGACAAUGGAUCUGGGAUGUGCAAAGCCGGUUUCGCGGGGGAUGACGCACCCCGUGCUGUUUUUCCAUCGAUUGUCGGCAGACCUAGAUACCAGGGAAUAAUGGUGGGCAUGGGUCAAAAAGACAGUUACGUUGGAGAUGAAGCCCAAAGCAAACGGGGUGUGCUGACAGUUAAAUACCCGAUCGAGCAUGGGAUCGUUACUAAUUGGGAUGAUAUGGAAAAAAUUUGGCACCACACAUUUUACAAUGAGUUGAGAAUCGCGCCUGAAGAACAUCCGGUCCUAUUAACGGAAGCGCCGUUGAAUCCCAAAGCAAAUAGAGAAAAAAUGACCCAGAUUAUGUUUGAAACUUUCAAUUCACCCGCAAUGUACGUAGCCAUUCAAGCUGUGCUGUCACUAUAUGCGUCGGGAAGAACUACGGGUAUUGUUUUGGAUAGCGGAGACGGUGUUUCUCACACGGUCCCCAUUUAUGAAGGAUACGCUUUGCCGCAUGCAAUUUUGCGUCUUGAUCUUGCGGGCCGAGAUCUCACGGAUUACUUGAUGAAGAUCCUCACUGAGCGAGGAUACUCAUUUACAACCACCGCCGAACGUGAAAUUGUACGCGAUAUCAAGGAGAAACUCUGCUAUGUUGCUCUUGACUUCCAGCAGGAAAUGGCUACGGCUGCGGAGUCAAGUGCUCUUGAAAAAAGUUACGAGCUUCCAGACGGACAGGUAAUAACAAUUGGAAAUGAACGUUUCCGAUGUCCUGAGGCGAUGUUCCAACCCAGCUUCCUCGGUAUGGAGUCAUGCGGGAUUCAUGAAACAACUUAUAACUCUAUAAUGAAGUGUGAUGUUGAUAUCCGUAAAGAUCUUUACGCAAAUUCAGUUCUAUCUGGUGGUACUACGAUGUAUCCGGGUAUCGCUGAUAGAAUGCAGAAAGAAAUAACAGCGCUUGCUCCUUCGACCAUGAAAAUAAAAAUAAUCGCUCCACCGGAGAGGAAGUACUCGGUAUGGAUUGGUGGCUCUAUCCUGGCGAGUCUCAGUACAUUCCAACAGAUGUGGAUUUCUAAGCAAGAGUACGAUGAAUCUGGACCAUCAAUUGUUCACAGAAAAUGCUUUUAAUUUUCUUUUCUUCUUUUUUUUUAAUUACCGGAGACUUUUAAUUUAUUUAUUAUCCAUUAACCAGAUUAAUUUCUUACCUAUCAUUGUCUUAACUCGUUUGUCAUAAAAUAUUUACAAUAAUUAAAAUUUUAUUAUCUCUAUUAUUAAAAGUACAAGGGAUAAAUGAAAUUUAUUAUUUUUCAAUUCACAUUACGCAUACGAUUAUUAUUUAUUCUAUUAUAUAUAUUUUUUUUUAUUUCUAAAAUAUAUAUAGCAAUAGUAUAAUACAGCUCGGUAAAUUAUUGAGACAGAUCUGAAAGUAAACUCCACUUUUUUUCUUUUUUUUCCUUAAAAUUUUUACAUUAAUUAUAAUAUGUAUACUUUUAUUAUAUCUUUGUUGUUUUCUUAUUGUAAUUUGUUGAUAUUUAUACGCCGUACAAAUACCUAAUCAUUUAUUAUUAACGUAUUAAUUUUCAAUAAAAUAAUAAAAUAAAAUUUUUAUAACAUAAUUAUUAAGAAAUAAUAAUUAUUUAAUAGAAAUAAAAGAUAAAAUAAUAAAAGUUAUUUAUAAAAUUUUUUAUUUACAUGUUAAUUGUACUUUUUAGGCUCACAAAACCUCGGGUUAAAUAGUUUGUUUUUUUUUUUUUCGACGAUAAUUUAAUAACUGGACGGUUAAUUAAAUUUUUUUUUUUAAUAUUUCAACAUGAAAAUAAUUUUUUUUUUACAAUGCCGAUCCCAAAAUUUAAAAAUAAACUAUAAUUAAAUUCCUGUAUUCAAUGUCUUUAUCUAUUCUCAUUUAAUUAAUAAUUCAUUACAAUAUAUCCCCAAUUAAAAUUAAAAAAAUAAAUGAUAUAUAAAAUGAAUGAAAAUUACAACAGGUGUAGUAAUUAAAACUUAAAUUAUAGUUUGUCAUAAUAAAAUGUUAUAUAAAAACAAAUAAGGCUCAUAAUUGGGGCUUUGUAACUCAAGUCUUUAAUCCUAGACUAUUAUUGUAAUUAUUAUUAUUUGUUAUAUGCUGAUUACUUUUCCUAAAAUUUUUACAUUCAUACAAAAAAUAUACUUUUAAUUUUAUAGAAGACGAAAUUUUAUAAAUAAAUCAUUCAAUGUUUUAAUAAACUAACGGAAAAAAAAAAAUUAUAUUUAGCUUCUCUUAAAUCAUAGUGAAAGUCCAUAUAUAUAUUUAUCAAAUUUAUUUAACAUGUAUCAAACAUCUACUCAUUUUAUUUAUAAAACAGUUUCAAUAAUAAAAAUAAUUUAAAAAAAAAAA